Molecule: messenger RNA, 540 nt
Organism: Paramecium sonneborni
Lineage: Eukaryota; Ciliophora; Oligohymenophorea; Peniculida; Parameciidae
Source: the annotation of a GenBank genome assembly
AUGCUGAUCCUCGAAAUCAAACGAUAGUUGGAAUUUGUAUUGAUAGCAACUGCCAAUAUCAAAGAUUCUAUUGUCAAGAUUGUUUAACUGAUUAAAAAGUUAAUAUCUUUGGAAUUAUUUAAUGAAUGGAUUUAAAGACGAAUUCCCAAUAUUUAAGAUGUAUAAAAGAAAGCUUAAGAGUGCAAGUCCGUUCUUGAUAGUUUAAUAAAUAUAUUUAUUCCUUACUUCAAUAUUAUGAUAGAAUAAUUAGGAAUCUCUUAGAUUGGUGACAUGAUUAAGGGUUUAUGUUAAAUUAAAGUUUGUUAGUACUAAUUAUUUAACCAACUCAAAUAAUCAAUCCAAUAGGUUAAAUAAAUUAUAGACGAGAUAUUAAAAAAAUUCAAGAGUUAAACAGAUUAUUAGUGCAGAAUUAAUUAAGAAUUUUAAAAACCUUUAAUUAAGAAACCGUUGGUUAAAGAAUAAAAAAAACAGGUAAGCAUCUUAACAUCAAUUUUAAAGCCAUUAAACUUGGACCUCAUAAAAUAAUAUGCAAUUAAGUGA